AAACAAAUAUCGCGAGAUGUGGACGUUGUUUCAAAGUCUGCGCCAAUAUUCGUUUAACUUACGUUGUCUUCGCCUAAAUAGUCACACGAUUGGGUUAUUAAGUAGAAUCUAAGAAGACAUCGCCCGUGACAACCAACAACAGAUAUUUUUUGAUCACUGAAAAUCACAGUGUCGAAGUGACAAGCAGCAUUUCACUAUGGCUUUAAAUAAGUUCAUGCACCCAAGGAAUCUUUACAAAAAUAAAAAGCCAAACUUUCAAGAAUUAGCUCUUAAAUAUCCCGAUUUCAGGAAGUUUGUGUUUCCUGAUGUUACAGGAAAACUGUUUCUGGACUUCAAGCAUCCUGAUUCCUUGAGACAGCUUACUAUAACCUUGCUUGAAGAUGACUUUGGCUUAAAAUUGGAGCUUCCGUUAGAUAGACUUGUUCCUACAGUGCCACUUCGUCUGAAUUACAUACACUGGCUGGAGGAUGUUUUCACGGCAUCAAGGACUGGGAAACUUGUAAAAGGCAUAGAUGUAGGUACUGGUUCUAGCUGUAUAUACCCCCUGCUGUCCUGUAAACUACACAAAGAAUGGACAUUCGUGGCCAGUGAGCUGGAUGAUAAAAAUUUCAUGUAUACACUAAAGAACAUAGAAACUAAUGGAAUGAAGGAAAGAAUAACAGUGAAGAAAGUAAGUGUUGAUGAUAGAAGCGUUCUGUGUAAUUUACUCAAGGAUGAAACAGACACGUUUGACUUUUGUAUGUGUAAUCCCCCCUUCUUUGCUGACCAUGUGGAGGCCCAGGCUGUCGCCAAGUCUCGUAACUACAGCCGAACUGACCCCAAGUCUGUGUGUACUGCCAGCUUCACCGAGAGUAUCGUGGAGGGCGGUGAGGUCAACUUCGUCAAGAGGAUGAUAAAGGAUUCAAUGGAACUUGGAACCAAAAUAAGAAUCUACUCCAGUAUGAUUGGUAAGAAGAGUUCUUUACCUCCACUGAAAGAAGAGCUACGUAGACUUGAGGUUCCUAAGUUCUCCACAACAGAGUUCUGCCAGGGGAAGACCAUGAGAUGGGGACUCGCAUGGACAUUCGACAAAACUGUCAAUUUUCCGAAGUCCCUGUUCCAAGAAUCCAAAAAGGAGCGCCCUAAACUGGUGUACCAGGUCCCCCGCGCUGUAACCGACCUGGACUACAAUGUCACACACAUCACCACCAGGAUACAGGCACAGCUUACCGAGCUUAAGAUCCAGUACAACAUCACAUUGAACCAAAAGUCGCUAGUAACCAUGGCAUUGGUUGCCAAAGAAAAUACAUGGUCCAAUCAGAGACGAAAACGUCGAGAGAAGUUACAGCAAAAGGCUAAGGAACAGAAGGAUUGCUCUGGAGAUGUAGAUAUUCUUGAUGAAAAAUUGAACGAUGAAUCAGGUGAUGCCUCAAGACAAAUGCAGGAGAAGUCUCAGUGUGAAGAAAUUCAUCAUUCUGAUGCAGCAAUGAAACCACAAACAAUCUCUUGUGGACGAGUUAUUGAAGUGAGUAAAGGAAUCCCUUUUAAAGUUUCCAGAGAAGAUGUAGAGAAAGAAUCACCCUGUGGGGAAAAGACAAAUAAAAAACAAGAUGCACAGAACUUGUGUGCAGAAUCAGAGUAUAAGAAAGAAAGUGUUACUCAGAGUUCAAAUUCAACGCAAUCACAGUUUGAGGACAGUAUACUAGGAAAAGACAACAGGCCAUCAGCUGAGAAGGGCAGGAAGAGGAAAUUACCAGAUCAAAAAUCAGAAACUACAGAAAAAACAUUGGAGCCAAUAGCAAAACGUCAAAUGUUAACCUCAGAAACAGGAGACAGUCAAGAAAUAAAUAUGACCAGUGAUCUACUUACUUCAUCUACUAACAAAGCUGAAUCUACAUUGCCAGAUAAAAAUUCUGCAGAAGAAAUGGUGAAUGGUUACUCUGAACUUUUUGGAGAUUCAACAGAAGAGAAAAUUUUCCUGAAAUGUUUGUUAAAAGUGAAGCUUUCAACGCCCCAUGUUGUCAUGGAGAUGACGUGGGUAGAGGGACAGAAAAGGGAGACAAUGCACCAGGUCUUACAAUAUCUAAAGAAUAAACUGUCAACAGACGUUACUCCUGUGCUGCAAUGACAAUAGUUUGAUGCACAUUUAUUGCUACAGUUUGGUAAACUCAUGUUCACAAUUAACUGGAAAAUAUCUAAGACAUGAAUUACUCAGCACCCAAAUAAAGUUAGUUUAUUGUACAACAUAUUUAAUAUUCUACUGCUCAGGGUGCGGGUUACUUCCUUUGUUGCUGUCUAAAAGUAUGCCGUCUUUGCAUAUUGCAGAGUUAUCUGCUCUUGUGAGCAGGUAUUGAUUGUUACAUCAUUUGUUUGUGAGAGUAAUGUCAUCAAAUUUUGAGAAAACAAUGUAGUUUUCUCACACAAACCAAUGACGUAACAAUCAAUACCUACUCACAAGAGAAGAUAACUCUGCAAUGCGCAAAGAUGGAAUAGGCUGAUGGAAGUACAGGUAGUGUCUGUAGACAGAAGCUUGCUCUAGGCAUGUGUGCUAUGUUUACAAUUUAUAUUCGAAAAUAUCCUGUGAUAGGGACACAAAACAUUUUUAUCCUGGUCCAAUUAUAGCAUAUAGAAACUAAAAUUCAUAAAUAAAUGAUUAGACAACAAAAGAAAUGUCUUUAAUGUGCUAAU
Mizuhopecten yessoensis (Yesso scallop) is the source of this 2667-nucleotide messenger RNA. RefSeq names its product methyltransferase-like protein 16. Gene Ontology annotation, molecular function: 23S rRNA (adenine(1618)-N(6))-methyltransferase activity. NCBI's taxonomy places the organism in Eukaryota, Metazoa, Mollusca, Bivalvia, Pectinida, Pectinidae. The transcript is spliced from 8 exons. The record is from RefSeq and is a predicted model, not a curated record. Gene Ontology annotation, biological process: rRNA base methylation. The coding region runs from base 197 to 2107 and encodes 636 amino acids. Gene Ontology annotation, cellular component: nucleus.